ACCGACGAAAGAAGUCCAAUCUGAGAAGCCACUUGGAACAUAUCUAUAGUUUAGCUCUUGCAUCUUGGCACCAACAGUAGAAUAUAUAUAUAUAUAUGUACACCUAAAUAUACAGUUUUACUCAGAGAGAGAGAGAGAUGAGAAUGGAAGAUAGCGAAGACGAGGAGGAGCGCGACCGCAUGUUCCGGAAGCGGCUCAAGUGCGGCGACGAUGCCGAUUAUAUGGAGCAGGACGGCGGAGCCGAUGUAUUUCCACAUGCGGCGGCUGACCCCUUGUUCUACUCACCGGAGCUGGCACCGACGUCGAUCGUUGUGUCGGAUGUGAUGGAGCCGGACUUCCCGGUCAUAUAUGUCAACACAGUCUUCGAGUUCUCCACUGGAUUUCGCGCCGACGAAGUCCUUGGUCGCAACUGCCGCUUCCUGCAAUUUAGAGAUCCACGCGCCAAGAGACGACACCCUUUGGUUGAUCCAGUGGUUGUGUCGGAGAUGAGAAGAUGUCUUGAGGAAGGUGUUGAAUUUCAUGGAGAGCUACUUAACUUCAGGAAAGACGGUACUCCUUUAAUCAACAGCCUAAGACUCAUGCCAAUUCAUAGUGAUGAUGGUGUGGUCACACACGUUAUAGGAAUUCAGAUAUUUACUGAAGCAAAGCUAGACUUAAAUAAUGUAUCAUAUCCUGUAUUCAAAGAAACAUAUCAGCAACAAAGCGACAAGUUAGUCGAACCCUUUCAAGUGGGUGGAGGUAUACUACACAGCCAACAACAGGAAGUAUGUGUGCUUCUGCAGCUGUCUGAUGAAGUUAUAGCUCAAAAUAUUCUGUCACGCCUGACACCAAGAGAUGUUGCUUCAAUUGGGUCUGUCUGCAGAAGGAUCCGGCUGUUGACCAAGAAUGAACAUGUAAGGAAGAUGGUAUGUCAAAAUGCAUGGGGAGUAGAUGUCACGGGUGCGCUGGAGUUGAUGACUAAGAAGUUAGGAUGGGGACGUUUGGCUAGAGAACUUACGACUCUAGAAGCGAUUUCUUGGAAGAAAUUCACUGUAGGAGGUGGAGUAGAGCCCUCGCGUUGCAAUUUUAGUGCAUGUGCAGUAGGAAAUAGGUUGGUUUUGUUUGGAGGGGAGGGAGUAAAUAUGCAGCCAAUGGAUGAUACAUUUGUGCUUAACCUCGAUGCCAAAAAUCCAGAAUGGCGUAGGGUAAUUGUUAAGUGUUCUCCUCCAGGGCGUUGGGGUCAUACACUCUCAAGCCUGAAUGGUUCGUGGUUGGUAGUUUUUGGUGGUUGCGGAAGACAAGGAUUGCUGAAUGAUGUAUUUGUUCUGGACUUGGACGCUAAGCAGCCAACGUGGAGAGAAGUUGCUGGUGGAGCUCCUCCACUGCCUAGAUCUUGGCAUAGUUCUUGUACACUAGAGGGCUCUAAGUUGGUGGUCUCAGGUGGAUGCACAGAUGCAGGAGUACUUCUGAGCGACACAUUUCUGUUGGAUCUGAACAUGGAGAAGCCAAUGUGGAAGGAGAUCCCGACUGCCUGGACCCCAUCAUCUAGAUUAGGCCACUCGCUUUCCGUCUAUGGACGGACAAAGAUAUUGAUGUUCGGUGGCCUAGCGAAGACGGGGCACUUGCAGUUGCGGUCAGGGGAUGCAUACACCAUCGAUCUGGAGAAGGAGAAGCCAGAGUGGAGGCAGCUCGAAUGUGGCACAGAUGUUGGAGGACAGAACGCUGUGGUUCCACCUCCGAGACUCGAUCACGUUGCUGUUACGAUGCCCUGUGGACGGAUCAUAAUAUUCGGUGGGUCGAUAGCGGGCCUUCAUUCUCCGUCGCAGCUGUUUUUGUUGGAUCCGUCGGAAGAAAAGCCAUCGUGGAGGAUGCUGAACGUACCCGGGCAGCCGCCAAAAGUUGCUUGGGGGCACAGCACGUGCGUUGUUGGGGGAACCAGAGUUUUGGUCCUUGGAGGUCACAACGGUGAGGAAUGGGUUCUAAAUGAAUUGCAUGAAUUGUGCUUAGCUACAAGGCAGGAUUCUCCAUGACCAUUCAUCGUCUGUGUAGUGUGUGUAGUAUAUAUGUAUGUAUGUAUGUAUGUAAUUCAUAUAUUAGCAAAGGCCCAGAUUUGGUGGUUUUGACUAGUUGUCUAGUUACCCAACGUGAGAAAAGUCCUGUCAUACUCAUUUCUCUUCCAUUUUAUGUAAUGUCAUUGGCUUUUUCCU
This is a messenger RNA of Salvia miltiorrhiza (redroot sage), 2186 nucleotides long. Its product is annotated as adagio protein 3. NCBI's taxonomy places the organism in Eukaryota, Viridiplantae, Streptophyta, Magnoliopsida, Lamiales, Lamiaceae. Gene Ontology annotation, molecular function: protein binding. The record is from RefSeq and is a predicted model, not a curated record. Gene Ontology annotation, biological process: circadian rhythm; response to blue light. Gene Ontology annotation, cellular component: SCF ubiquitin ligase complex; cytosol; nucleus.